GAUUGUGAUCUGAUCUUUUAUAUUUACAAAAAAGCAACAAUUUUAGAGAUAGAUCCGAGUGAAGGUGGCAGCUAUGACGCCGAAGCAAAAGUGUGGCAUGGGCCAAAAUUCUAUGAGUUUUACGAUCGCAAGGCCUCAGUGGGCCGUAUACUUUUCGAGCAAAUGCGUCGUUGUCCAAACAGUAUCUGCCAAGUGUCCGACACCGAGCAGAUGAGUAUAACCUACGAAGAAGCUCUGGUAAAUGCCAUUCGUGUUGCGGAAUCCUUUCGCGAACAAAAAUUUACUCAACGUGAUAUUGUCGGAAUUACAGGACGAAACACAACCCACUUAAUGGCAGUUGUGCUAGCUUGCUUCUUCAAUGGUAUUCCUGUGCAUGCGAUCAAUGCGAAUCAGGAUGAAAAGGCUAUAAAUGCACUCUUCGACAUUACAAAGCCGAAAAUGAUCUUCUUCGAUGGGCAAGAUUAUACGAAAAUCAAAAACGCCACAAGUCAACUGAAGACUAGUUUAUGUACUUUAAGUAAUCACUUGUCCAAUGUGCCAAGUGUGUUGGAUCUUAUGCAACCGAAUGGGGCGGAACAUAAAUUUCGUCCAGCCGAAUUAAUUGAUGGCCCAGAUCAGACUUUGGCAGUUCUAUGCUCAUCUGGCACAACGGGUCUCCCGAAAGCAGUGAACAUCUCCAACCAUAAACGAUUCUUCGAUGUUCUUCACUUCCUCACCGCUGAAGAUGUGAUCUUGGUCAAUAGCACUUUGGACUGGAUAACGGGUUUGAUAAUGCUCAUCGCAAGUAUCGGUGUCGGCGCUAAACGUGUCAUUACAGAACGAUCUUUCGAUGUUGAAUACUUCAUGCAUUUAAUACCGAAAUAUAAGAUUUCAUUCACCAUACUCGCGCCGCCGCUAUUAGCUGUUUUAGUUAACAGUCCAUUGAUUGAUGCAAACAAAUUAGAGAGCUUGCGUUACUUUGCCUACGGGGGCAGCAGUUGUGCCACACGAACACAACAACUGAUGCAAACGUAUUUGAGACGCGCUCGCAUGCUCUUCGUUUAUGGCCUGACAGAGUUCGAAGGUGUGCUGACGAUAAACUAUACGCUGGCCGGGAAGCCAAAGUCCGUUGGUCGCUUACAACCGGGUUUCAAGGCAAAAAUUACGAAUGAAAGCGGUGAACGUCUGGGACCUCAUAUUGCGGGUGAAAUCUGUUGCGCACACGAACGUCGCUGGUUGGGGUAUUACAACAAUAACGCUGCGACGGAGACCAUAUACAAAGCAGACGGUUGGUUUUUUACCGGCGACGUGGGUUUCUUUGAUGAGGAUGGCUAUUUGCAUGUAGUGGAUCGGAAAAAGCACCAACUCAAGUAUCUCGGACACCAAUACUGUGCGUUUGAAAUCGAAGAAGUGAUCGCCGAAAUACCGAGUGUGGCCGAGGUUUGUGUAUUCGGCAUCGAGAGGGAGCAGGAAGGCGAUGUAGCCGCUGCGGUUGUGUCUUCGAAACAAGGAAGCUCAUUGACUGCGGCGGAUGUUGUCAGUUAUGUGAAGGAGCACAUCGACUGCAAUUACAAACAAUUAAAUGGUGGCGUCCUGAUUGUGCAUGAAUUGCCGAAAUUGGAAAAUUCAAAGCUUAAUGUGGUGGCGAUUAAAAAAUUGUUCUUAUCGAAGCAAGACAAAUGAGGACCCUUGCUGAGCGAGUUUACCAAAAGCGGUCGUAGGAAAUAG
Ceratitis capitata (Mediterranean fruit fly) is the source of this 1707-nucleotide messenger RNA. RefSeq names its product luciferin 4-monooxygenase. Lineage: Eukaryota; Metazoa; Arthropoda; Insecta; Diptera; Tephritidae. The annotation marks the transcript as partial. Gene Ontology annotation, biological process: long-chain fatty acid metabolic process; fatty-acyl-CoA biosynthetic process. The record is from RefSeq and is a predicted model, not a curated record. Gene Ontology annotation, molecular function: long-chain fatty acid-CoA ligase activity. The transcript is spliced from 5 exons.